AUGGCUCCUCGGGACGGCGAGCCGCUUUCUUCAAUGUCCAUCUCGCCGUCCAUUGUCACACCCUCAUCGGUGCCGGCUACCAGCACCUCCAUGCCAUCAUUUUCUGACCACACAGGUCUUGGAUCACAUCCCAGCACGUCUGCCGGUAUCCCAGCCCCACCAGCAAGGCCUCGUCUUUCCGGGAGAAUUUCGCCGCCAGUUUCUUACCCACUCCCUCAAUUCAGUGAGACUGAUAAGACUAAAAGCCCCAAGCUGCCUCGAUCUUUGAGCUUCAGCCAUGCUAGUUCGUUUCGUGGAGUGGAAACGCGGCGACAAUCAUACGUGGCCAGUGUGUCUCCUGCCAAACGUCCGUAUGAAACGGCGGCUCCUGAUGUACACAGAUACCUCCCUCGACUGCAACACAACCCUAAUCCAGGGAUGCACCCGCCCCCAAACCAUGGCUUGAACAGGCCGGAUUCGACGCACCCAUCGUCCCAUUCAACGGACCGCAUGCAUUACCCACGAUCCUUGUUGGAACCAAGGGACGGGCAAGGCCAAGACCGUCCCCAGUCACUCUAUUCGCAUUCGACACCGCAGGGCGCUCCUGGUAGCCAACCGGUAUCGGCAUACAGAGGGCUGGAAAGUGGGACGUUUUGGUCGGAAGAUUCGCGUCGAUCCGGGAUGAGCAGGGCCGCAAGCAGCGCGGAAGGACAGCAGGCAUACAUGACACUUCCCGGCAGUGACAUGACGAUUCCAGUCCAGGUUGACUAUUCACAGGCGUCAAAAAAGGCGGACGAGAAACGGCAGCGCAACGCCAAAGCCUCCACGAGGCAUCGCAGAAAGAAAAAGACGAUGCAGGAGGAGAACAUGAGGCAGCUUGAAGAUCUCCGGGACGAGCGACACCAGCUCGCGUGCGAACUGGAAGACACGAGAAGACAGCGGGACUUUUAUCGAGACGAACGAAACCGGCUGAGGGAGGUUGUUGUCCGAACGCCAGGAAUACACCACCACGCGGUCGGGCCGCCGACGCCUUCGAUCCGCGUGGUCGAAGAGAGAAGUGCGGGCGCCGGCUCCCAGGUUCCGAGGCCAAGAUUGGGAACAGAAUACUCAAGCGAUCAGUCAUCGGCAGGUCGACCGGCGCGGAGGCGACGGAUAGAAGACGAAACAACAAAAUAUUCUGCUACUGGUCUCGGGCCGCCUUUGGGAGAGACGCCGGGGGGUUCGAGCCCUGUUCCAGCACUGGGCCAUACAUAUGGGACCGUAUCAGCUGCCUCGUUAACAGCUGGCGAGAGGCUACCCCCCUUACGAGCAAUGGAAGGGCAGGUUGCGGCCCAAGGCUUGGGCACUGCUCAUGAUGAGCAAGAAGCAAAAUCUGGACCUUGGAGGACAGGCCAAAAUCGACAAUUUGAGACCGGGUGGGCAAGGGAACCAAAGUAA
Molecule: messenger RNA, 1416 nt
Organism: Drechmeria coniospora
Lineage: Eukaryota; Fungi; Ascomycota; Sordariomycetes; Hypocreales; Ophiocordycipitaceae
Exons: 1
Coding region: 1-1416 (471 amino acids)
Biological process (GO): regulation of DNA-templated transcription
Molecular function (GO): DNA-binding transcription factor activity
Source: RefSeq, a predicted model, not a curated record